AGCCAGGUAGCGAAGAGUUGGCGCGUGCCUAGGUGGGGCACGGUACAAACACGCAAUAGAAAACUUACCCAUGAUACCAUAGUAUGUUUCCGACUUCUUCAUCCAAAUCGCCGGACCACAAGACCGGUCCUUCGCCACGACCAACCUUACCGAUUGCGGAGCGGCCAGCUUGGACGAGUCGAUUUCGCGCCCUUACAACGUCGGCCGGCUUUCCGAUUCUCUUAUCAAGCUCCAUCUCCUAUUUCGCCGGCGCAUUCCAUUGCGGUCGCUCAAACCUUUGCAGCCGCAAUUUGGGGCCUCGCUUUCUCGGCCUACUAGGUGGUAAUCUAUCCCAAAUCUUCAGAAAUCUGAACUGCGAUAGCCCGUCCUGUUUGACCACAUUCCUCCAUAUCGGCGCCGAUGGGCUGACAAGUUGCCCGAAGCGGUUCUAUGAGCGUGCCGUGUCAGGUGGGAAAGUCAAGUCAGUGCUACGGGUGUUUCUUCGUUGUCGCCUUGCUCGCUGCUUCCGCGUUGAGGACCAUGUUCAAUGGAUUGAUAGCGCCCAAUCACACAAGUACAACCCGAGAUUACAUAGUUACCAUGCUCAAACCUGUGGCUACACAGAGACCGUAAUACAGACUUUCAACUCGGAACAUGGCAAUUUCCUGUUGCGUAUUCUUGGUUGGUAUUCACAGUCUCCACCUCAAGCCCCAUCUUCGUUUUGUCCUCAUGAACGACUUCGACGGCUGUGCGUGUCUUUUACUCUCACGGCUUGCUGAUUGAGUUCCACCCGUUUCAAGCCCAAGGAGGCUGUCGAGAUCCCAUGGAACAUCUCGAAUUGUCUAGCGCCCAAUAGGCACAGUGCGGUAUAUCAAGGUUGGAAGUCAGGUACAUUCGUGCUAUCUCCAGCCGAAGCCGGAGACUUCUGUGCUAGAAUCAUCGUCAUCUUCUCGUAGGUGGACAAGAAGCUCGAUGAACUGAACAGCCUCAUUAGUCAUUGAUUCUGACGGCAUAUGACGAAUAUGCUG
Pseudomassariella vexata is the source of this 1007-nucleotide messenger RNA. RefSeq lists its product as uncharacterized. The transcript has a single exon. The record is from RefSeq and is a predicted model, not a curated record. The coding region runs from base 84 to 758 and encodes 224 amino acids. Lineage: Eukaryota; Fungi; Ascomycota; Sordariomycetes; Amphisphaeriales; Pseudomassariaceae.